Molecule: messenger RNA, 966 nt
Organism: Podospora anserina S mat+
Lineage: Eukaryota; Fungi; Ascomycota; Sordariomycetes; Sordariales; Podosporaceae
Exons: 1
Coding region: 1-966 (321 amino acids)
Source: RefSeq, a predicted model, not a curated record
AUGCCGAAGAGUGGGAGAAUCGAGCCAAGGCCUGUCUCACGCAUGAUGGGUGACCGCCUCACCCAGCUCUUCGCCAACAAGAUCUCCUGGACGCCUUUGACGUCGCUGCGAAGAAGCACGCAGCUCAGCACAAGGAGAAGCACUAUGAGCUUCAGCGCCUUCGUCAGCAGCUUGCCAGUACAGAUCAUGAUCGUGCCAACGCCAACAAGACCGACGGAUUGCCAGAUCCAGGCCCUGAAAACACAGUUAGCCAAUGAGCAACAAGCCCGCGCCAUGACUGAAGCCUCGAUGCAGGCCCAGUUGAAGGGUUUGCGCGACGAACUCACCAAGGAGAAGCAGGCCCACGAGGUGACCCAGAAGGCUGCCAAGCACUGGGAGUCUCUCCGAGCCAAGGAUCUUGAGACCUUGAAGGUCAAGCUGGCGGAGGCCAAGAAAGACUACGACAGCAAGCUUGCGGAGGCGAAGAAUAGGCUCGACAAGAAGCUCGUGGAGAUCAACAAGGAAUCCGAUACCAAGCUCAAGACCGCCCAGGCCAAUCGGAACCCAGAGAGAACUGCCUUGAAGGCCAAUGUCGUGGAAGCUGAACACAAGGCGCUCGAGGCCAAGAUCUCACUGGAUACCCUCGCUUCCGACAACCACAAUCUCGAAUCCAGCCUCAAUGUCUUGGGAGAAUUGGAAUCUGAGAGUCAGCAACACGUGGUUGAGCUUCACAGGCGAUACCAGGAGGCCCAUGACGCUUAUCAAGAGGCCCAAGCCGAGAUUCGAAACUACCAGAAGCUACUUGAAGAAGCCCUAGCUGUCCGCAACGAGGCGCUUGAGCAGUUGGAAGCCUCGAACGCUGGGUUCUACGCCAACCGCGACGUUCAGUCUCCUCAUUUCGAGGAGGUUUUGACGGACCCGAUUUGGGAGCGCAUUGCUAAAGAUGGCAUUCGGUUUAUCAGCCGAUGCCUGGGCCUAUUUCUGUGA